Triticum turgidum subsp. durum (durum wheat) is the source of this 1044-nucleotide messenger RNA. NCBI's taxonomy places the organism in Eukaryota, Viridiplantae, Streptophyta, Magnoliopsida, Poales, Poaceae. The record is from the annotation of a GenBank genome assembly.
AUGGCCAUGGAGCUCUCCAGCCUGCCGCUAGUCCUGCUGCUCUGCUUGCUGGCCGGCUCGUCGACGACGGCCCUACCGGCGCUGCCCGGGAUGGACAGGGUGAGGCAGCAAGUCGACAGGGCGAACCGGCGUGGCCCGUCCAUUGGACUCGUCAUGUCGUACGUCGCCGAGGACACCGCGCUCCAGGCCUCCGGCUACUUCCGGCCCUGGCGUGUCCAGCCCUUCGUUGACCUCUACGGACGGAGGUUUCACAUCGGGAGUAUUCGAGGUGUGAAUGUUAUAUACGCAUUGACAGGACAACGCAGGGUACUAAAACCUGAACUUCUGCAUUUGAAUGCAGCUGUAACUGUACAAACUCUCCUCGAUGUCUUUACUGUGUCUGGUAUUGUCCAUUAUGGCACAGCAGGAAGCUCUAAUGAUUCAAUGUCAUUUGGCGAUGUCAGUGUCCCAAAGUUAGUUGCUUAUACAGGUGCUUGGACAUGGAAGAAGUUCAAGUCAUUAAAAGAAUCAUCAACAGAACUAAACUUUGGACAAUUUAACAUCCCGGAUGGAGGAGAGAACCUGCUAGGGUCUCUGAAAUACAGAAAUGAGGAGCUAUAUUCAGUUGGUAAGCCUAUGGAAGAAGUCUUUUGGUUACCUGUCGACUCAGCAUGGUUCAAAAUAGCAGAAGGACUUAAGGUCAACCUUGAAAGAUGUAAUGACACUUUUUGCUUACCAAAAACGCCACAAGUGGUUCAUGGGCUAAAAGGAGCAUCAGCCGACAUGUUUCUAGACAAUGCAGAAUACCGGAAGUUCCUUUUCAGAGAAUUUGCGGUGUCAACAAUAGAUGAAGAAAGCGCAGCAGUGGUGAUGACAACAACAUCUCCUGGCGUACCUGUGAUUGUGUUCCGGGGAGUAUCUGAUCUGGCUGGAGGGGAACCAACAUGGUCAUCAACAAGCCUGAUGAACCUGGCAUCUAUUAAUGCACUCAAAGUGGCAGUGGAGUUCAUCGCUACAAUUGGCAGGCAGAUGUCAACACCAUCAGCACAAAGUUCAAAAAACUGA